AUGGACUCUAGCGCUACGAAUACAGUUGAGCCCAGAGGUCUCAGCGAUUUUAACGCCAUGUCGCGCGCUGGUCUCAUUGGCACGGUCACCAGUCUGCUUGUCACUGGAAUUUUCCCUGUAUUUGCAAAGCUUUCUUAUGUAUUCAGUCACUUGCAGCUUUUAAUGGCAGCCGUGGUUUUGCAGGUACUAGAAUUUGUUACUUGUGCGACCGCCAAAAACUUUUCAGCCAUUUUCGGCGGAACUGUCAUUUCAGAACUGGGGCAGGUCGGCUUCAAAACAUUUAUCACUAGUAUUCUGUCCGACAUUCUGCCCAUCCACUUGCGUGCCUCUGUUGCGGCAUAUGUGUCUGUACCCAGCAUUGUUAAUUAUUAUUUGGGAGUCGAGGUUGGUAAUAGCUUGGUUGACAGGUGUGCUCGUGUUGCCACGGGAAAAAUAAAUGACAGUGGUGUAAAGGAGAACCCUUUAUUCACACCGGUUUUGAGCAUUAUGACAGAUCUAGACAUUCUCAGACUAAUUCUAUUCAGCGGUGGGAUUAUUUCUAUUUUUGCACCCAUGGGAAUGCAACUCAACAUUUUAUAUGGGUGGGUGGGCGUGCAAUUUAUUGCGCCCCUGUUCAUUGGUGUGUUUCCCCUGAUACUCUUUGUGUACUACGAGCGUUUCUUGGCCACGUUUUCCGUAGUGCCGUUUAAGCUGUUCAAGUUGCGCACAUUUACAUGCGCAGUCAUUGUCAACGUAUUUUUCAACUAUUCAUCAGGCAUAUCCCUGUACUACUUUAACCCGUACACUCAGGUCACAAGCGAGAUGACAUCGCGCAUGGCUAUGAUACUGCAGAUGGGAACAACUGGGUAUUAUAUUGAAAUUGCGGUUGUGCAAUUGGUUCAAGGCAUUGGUGGUGGCAUUGUCACCAGCUGCGUCGGUAUUGGAGUGCAAGAAUCCGUAUCAACUGUAGACAUGCCGAUUGCCAUUACAUUAUAUGGAAUGGUGGCUUGUCUUGGAAGUGUCGUUGGUGAAGGCACCUCAAUAACUGUUUGGGUAAAUAUGCUUCCGGCUAAGCUUGAGGCUGGAAUUGUCAUGUUUGGACUUGUACCUCAUGACUUGUCUGAGAUACAUUUGGAUGACUGA
Messenger RNA from Kickxella alabastrina, 1122 nucleotides. RefSeq lists its product as uncharacterized. The record is from RefSeq and is a predicted model, not a curated record. Gene Ontology annotation, biological process: transmembrane transport. The coding region runs from base 1 to 1122 and encodes 373 amino acids. NCBI's taxonomy places the organism in Eukaryota, Fungi, Kickxellomycota, Kickxellomycetes, Kickxellales, Kickxellaceae. Gene Ontology annotation, molecular function: transmembrane transporter activity. The transcript is spliced from 4 exons.